Molecule: messenger RNA, 670 nt
Organism: Adelges cooleyi (spruce gall adelgid)
Lineage: Eukaryota; Metazoa; Arthropoda; Insecta; Hemiptera; Adelgidae
Gene: mRpS28
Product: 28S ribosomal protein S28, mitochondrial
Exons: 4
Coding region: 93-596 (167 amino acids)
Cellular component (GO): mitochondrial small ribosomal subunit
Source: RefSeq, a predicted model, not a curated record
UGAUAACACAACCGCAUUCAGAAUUCAGAAAACGGAUUCAGCCUUUCACACAUUUAUAAUAAUUAAUAAGAAUAAUUUGAAAAAUAAUUACAAUGUUAAGGUACCGUCAUUUGACUUCACACUUUUUAAAAUCAAGUUUAACACAAUUGAGGAUACAUCCCAAAAAAUUAAGUAGACCUUUCAGUCAACAAAAUCAAUCAACUCCUAAACAUGGAGCAUUUGCAAAUUUUUACGAGAAAACCAAAAAACCACAAAACAUAAACGAAGAAAAAGAUGAAGAUUUUGAAACCUUGCUCAGGAAUUCAAAUUUUAUAAACAUGGGUGAUCCUGAAGGAAAAAUUUUAGUUGGUCAUGUAUUCCAUAUUGUAAAUAAUGACUUAUACAUUGACUUUGGAUGGAAGUUCCAUUGUGUUUGUCCAAAACCUAUUAAAAAUUCUAAUGAGUAUGUAAGAGGAACACAAGUCAAGCUAAAAAUCAAGUCUUUAGAACUAGCAACACGGUUUUUGGGUUCAGAAAAAGAUAUGACUCUACUUGAAGCUGAUGCUACACUACUUGGUCUUUAUAAACCAUAUAAAAAUUUACAAUCUAAUGUUUAAGUAUAUUGUAUUAGUUGUAUUUUCAAAGACUGUAGUUGUUUAUAAAACUAGCAUAAAAUGAAGAUAUUAAUUUA